Messenger RNA from Talaromyces rugulosus, 747 nucleotides. RefSeq lists its product as uncharacterized. NCBI's taxonomy places the organism in Eukaryota, Fungi, Ascomycota, Eurotiomycetes, Eurotiales, Trichocomaceae. The record is from RefSeq and is a predicted model, not a curated record. The transcript has 3 exons. The coding region runs from base 1 to 747 and encodes 248 amino acids.
AUGCCCCCUCCAUUUCCUCCAGCUGGGUAUUCCGAAGACAUCGUCCGACGAGUCCGGAUAGUCUUUAAUGGACAGUAUGUUGUCGACGCAAAGAAGCCAAAGCUUGUAUGGGAACGACCGUAUUAUCCUAUUUACUACUUCCCCCAAACUGCCAUCACGGACGAGAAAUAUCUCGCGAACAAGACAACACCAAGCGACAAUACAGACAGCGUAGUCUACGACCUCGUUGUCGGCGGCCGAACCUCUCCUGCUGCCGUGACCUUUUUCACGUCUGGCAGUUUCGCGGGGUACGCGAAAGUUGCCAUUGACAAGGCGGACGCAUGGUUCGAGGAAGAUGAGCGCAUAUACUCUCACCCCAAGGAUCCGUAUAAACGUAUCCAGAUCCUACAGUCUUCCAAGAAUGUGCGUGUGGAGAUUGAUGGUGUCGAGGUAGCAAAUACGGCCCAUCCAAAGUUGCUGUAUGAGACUGGGCUGCCGGUGAGAGCGUAUAUUCCACACACGGAUGUUCGUUUGGAUUUGUUGAAGGCGGAUGACAAGUUGCAGACUAGUUGCCCUUAUAAGGGAGAUGCGAAUUACUAUAUUAUCAAACUGCCUACUGGGCAGGAGAAAACCGGGCUUGCGUGGUGGUACAAGAACCCGACUGCCGAGAGCGCUGAUAUCAAAGGGCACAUUGCAUUUUAUGACGAGAAGGUAGACGUUUGGGUUGAUGGGGCCAAGCAGGAGAAGCCGGUGUCUCCUUUUGCUUGA